This is a messenger RNA of Paramacrobiotus metropolitanus, 1358 nucleotides long. RefSeq names its product structure-specific endonuclease subunit slx1-like. Lineage: Eukaryota; Metazoa; Tardigrada; Eutardigrada; Parachela; Macrobiotidae. The transcript is spliced from 8 exons. Bases 132 to 1040 code for a protein of 302 amino acids. The record is from RefSeq and is a predicted model, not a curated record. Gene Ontology annotation, molecular function: crossover junction DNA endonuclease activity; 5'-flap endonuclease activity. Gene Ontology annotation, cellular component: Slx1-Slx4 complex. Gene Ontology annotation, biological process: double-strand break repair via homologous recombination.
UACCAUGGGUGAAAAACGUUUCCCACUUCCCAGUUUCCUUUGUUAGUACGAGUACUUUACUCAUGUUUACAGUUUACGCUUAAUUUCUUUGUGGGUGUUAUGGCUUUUUGUGUUUAUCUAUCGAUUUCGUAAUGGAGCGCAUAGUUGAGAACUUUCAUGGUUGCUAUUUGCUUCGUUCGGAAUCCACGAAUCGUUAUUUUAGAGGUCGAACGUAUAUCGGAUAUACCGUCGAUCCGAACCGUCGUCAAGUGCAGCACAAUAAGGGACGCAAACAUGGAGGAGCUGUCAGAACUGCUCGGAGAGGCCCAUGGACGGUUGUAGUUAUCGUGUACGGUUUCAUGACGAACAUUACUGCGCUGCAGUUUGAAUGGGCCUGGCAGCAUCCGGAAGAGUCUCGCCGACUGCGCCAUGUCACCAAGAAAAAAGCUCGCGAAACUGCAUUAGCCUAUCGGAUUCGUAUAAUGAUGGAAAUGCUCUGUGUGGAGCCAUGGAACAGACUUCCGCUCACUGUGCAGUGGUUGCGAUCGGACCUUCAAGUGGACUUCCCGUCUCAUCUUCAGCCUCCUGACCACAUUGGUAUCCUAAGUGGAACCGUCAGAGCCAAAAAAAUUACUCCGAACGGCUUUUGCGAUCUCCCAGUGGAAGAAAAUGUUGAAAUAUCGGACCACGACUCCAGUUCUGCUUUGUGCGGCAUUUGCAGUUGGCCUUUUGAGGGACCGGAUGUGAGAGUCGCAGAUGUGCCUGGAAUACUAGUAGUCGUCAAAGCUGGAACAACGGAAUCGCACACUGUAACCUGUUUGUUACCAUCCUGUGGCAAGAGAUUUCAUCUGAUCUGUCUGUCGCAAAUCUUCCUCAAAGAAGAUCCAGGAUAUCUUGUGCCGUUGCGAGGGAAAUGUCCAGCGUGCAGUACGAGAUUACUUUGGGCAGAUCUCAUUCGUUUCAAAAGGGGAUUUUAUCGAGACUGCGUUCUUGAACCAGAGGGAGAGCAGAAUCUCUUGAGCGAAAUUAACGACACCGCACACAACGAAGAUGAUGAGUAAAUGUGCGGAUGACUAAAUGUGGUGAAGAGUGAACGUGAUGAUGUGUGAUUGGCUAAAUGUGCGGAAAUCAAAAUGGUCUUUCAAAUUUCCCUUCGUGCUGAUGUGAUGAAUGGGGUUUUGCGAAUACGCCUUGAGUUUUGCAACUUAUGACAUGUAAUACUUUUACGAUUACAGUACAUAUAUAUAUCUGGAUUUAUAACUCGUAGUGAUUCUGGAUAGUUAAGUUUAUCUUGACAUUGGUUUUCGAAUCACGCCUGAAAAGCGUUCAAAUGGAGGUGCAUUGCGAAGUCCACAACUGAAUAAUACCAUAAUUACUUU